UUUCGGUUUUGUUGUUGCCGUGUCUUCGUUUUUCGCUCAACAAUUUUUCGCCUGUGGAAAAAGUCGCGCGAUCAGUGUUUGGAAUUUCCGUCAGCCGUUUUUAAAUCAGUGUACAAAACAAGUUCCCGAUAAUCAGGAUAGCAGAUCGCACAACGCAGCUAAAUGCCUAAUCGCGAAAUUGUUUACAAAAGUUUUGUUUUUUACCCGUUCAAGUGAACGUGAAUGUGGAAUGUGGAUGUAUAAGUGAAUGUGUAUGUGUGCGUCCCUGUCCGUGUGAGCGUGUUAAAUUAAUUUUUUAACCGGAGAAUCGACGAUUGCAAUUCUGCAAAUCGAAUCAAAAACACAUCGAGUUACUGAUUAAUAAACACACAAAAGAUUCCCCCAAGAAGGCGGCAUAUCAAUGUCGUACAAAAGAAAAUACUUUGCAUAGCGCAUAGAGAUAGAUAGACCAUCGAUAAAUACUACGAGCAAUAAUCCAAAGAAAUAAGCCCAAAAAUGGCCACGAACUGCGACUUCAUCGAGGAGCAGGUGAAGCAGCAGCCGUUGGCCAAUGCAGUUGUCCAGGAGGAGGAUGGUCGCCAGGAGGCGGCGUCCAAGGAGAAGCAAGAGAAGCAGCCGCCGCCUGGCCAAGCCCAUCCCUACCAGCAAUUCGCUGGCGAGGACAGUUUCGAGUGCGCCUUCGAGUCCACCAUGGAUGACCUGGAGCAGGGCGUCCUCGAUGGCUACGAAACGGACUCGGAGGCGAGUGCCAAUGAGCAGAUCACCGACUCCGCCUCCUCCGGCAGCCUGGGCGGUGGUGGCCCAGUUUCCCAGCAGCAACAGCAGCAGCAGCGGGAGGAGCGACUGAGGGGCUUGCCGGGAUCACUACAUGGCCAGCACAUCGAUUCCGAGAUGCUGCGCUGCCUGCCGCGUUCAAAUUCCUUUGACUUUCACAGCAGCAGUGGCAGCAGCAGCGAUGAUGAGGAUGAUCCCGAUGACGAUGAUGACGAAGUGCAUCAUAGCCUCGGACUCAGUCUCAGCGGGAAGUUUGCCAAGGUGGAUCUGUAUUCGGGUCACCAGAGACCGGGUUAUCUGCUGCCGCCGUACAUCGAACGUCGCCGUUUGUCGCAGUGCAAGGAGGAGGACGACGAGGAUGAACCCGUGGAUAGAACUCAGCUAAGCGGCGGAGGAUCCUCUGGAGGGGAAGCCACCAAAGCGGAGAGGGCUUCGAAGGCGCCACCCAGACCACCGACGCCGCAGGAUGAGGCCUCCAAGGAGAAGUUCAAGGAUCUGGAGCGGCUGAGGCAGCAGUUUAUGCACAAAAUCGAUAGGAUAAAUACGAGGAAUAUAGAGGAGAACGAGGCGCCACCGCCGCCACCUCCUCCACCGCCACCCAUUCCGGCCACGAUUCUUCCGAAGGCUUUGAAGGCAUUGCUACAUAACCAGGAACCUCCACCUUCACCACCAGCGGUUAAUCCCAGCAAUCCUCCUGGGAAUCUAAUAGUGGUCAAGGAAACUCCUUUGGCUAUUCCUCCUGUCCAGGCGGCUCUUGUCCAGGAACCAGUGUCGCCGCUUCCCCUGCCCUCGGAGCCGCCACUCAUCAUCAAGGGCAAGUUCAAGGUGACGCUCGCCCAGGAGACGCCCGAAUUGAGGGUGGAGGCCCAGAAAUUGAGCAAACUAAAGGCCAGCUCCAAUGCCCACACCAUCAGCUUUCCCUCCAGCUUCGGCGGGUACUCGUCGGUGCAGGGCCUGUUCUCCCAGCGAUAUGGCUCCAAUCGGUUCCCCGUCGCCGCUCCCCAUCUCUCCAAGCAGUUCUUCGAGCCAUCGCUCGUGGAGAUCCGCACGAGCAACGUGGCCCUGAACACCACUGGACUGGGCAAUAGCAAUCACCAAAGCCUCACUUGUGAUACAAAUAGUUUAGCCAACAAGCCGCGAACGCCCAGCGAACGGGAGCUGGACGAGAUCUGGAUAAGGCGGCAGGAUGGUGCUGCUUCUUCUGCGGCAGCAACAGCAGCUCCUCCCACCUUUUUGCAACAGCAGCAGCAGAGACCCGUCUCCUUGGGCGGGGCGUCGACCAUGCCCCGUUUGCUGAGGAGCGAGAGCGGCGCCUCCACCACGAGUCCAUCCCGCCAGCUGACCAACUCGGGAUCUGUCUCGGUUUCGGUGUCCGAUGAUGAGCAGGAUGGCAGCCUCGGAGGAACCGGACGGACGCCAGGAUCCCGGCCCUCCAGCGCCCCCGCAGAGCCAAAUGCCAAGGCGGCCAAGAAGGCCUACAAGAAGAUGGAGAAGGAGCAGCGUCGCCAGGAGAAGGAGCAGACGCGCAGGGAGAAGGAGGCCCGCAAGCUGGAGCGCGAGACGGCGCGACGGAUUGAACGCGAGGCGGCCAAGCUGGAGAAGAUCAACCGGCACAGCGAGAAGAUCUCACGCAGCACAGAGCGGAUGGCCAUGGCGGGCGUGGGCUCGCGAUCCGGUUCGCUGGAGCGGAGGCGGAGUGGCGAGGACUCGCCGGUGCUCAAUCAGUCGACGGUGCACGGCAUAGCGUCGCCGAAUCGAAGGCCCACGAUCUUCGAUGUGUUCCGACCCAGGGCGAAAUCGGAUGCCAAGCGGCAGAAGGAGAAGCAUCUGUUGGACCCGUCCUCCGCCGACAGCAGCGCCACCAGCAGUACGUACUCCGUUUCGGGGGGCACAGCUCCUCCGGCAGCGAAUUCUGGAGGAGCAGCAGGAGGUGGAGGAGGUGGAGCAGCUGGAGGAGCCGGAGCAGCCGCUGGCCUUAUGAACUCCAUGAAGGUGGCCAUGCAGAACUUCAGCCAUCGCCAGCAUCCCGCCGUCACGAUAACGAGUGCCGAUGGAACACAGUCCACCGCGAAGAGCAAGUACAAAGACGGCAGUGCCCAUCCGCAUCAAGGCAGCGACGCGCAGUAUUACCACACGGUGACGGCGGUGCGUCCGAAUUCUUCCCAACGGUCGCCGAUGACCAAGGUUAUGGAUCUGUUCCGCCAUCGAUCCAGUUCAGUCGUCAGCGAAGCCGACAAACGCAAAGCGCGUGCGGCGGCGCAUCAACAACAGUUGGCUGUACAAAGUGCUCAUAUGCGUCGUGCCUCAGCGGAUUUGGAGAAACGCCGUGCUUCAGUUGGCGCCGCCGGUCGAGGGCUGCGAGGGGAUGGUACGUUGGAUCCACACCAUGCAGCCAUCCUCUUCAGAGACUCCAGAGGGUUACCUGUCGCUGAUCCGUUCCUAGAGAAAGUAAACCUAUCGGACCUGGAGGAGGACGACUCACAGAUCUUCGUGAAGUUCUUUCGCUUUCACAAGUGCUAUGAUCUAAUACCCACCUCCGCCAAGUUGGUCGUCUUCGACACGCAGCUUCUCGUAAAGAAGGCCUUCUACGCUCUGGUCUACAACGGGGUGCGGGCGGCACCGCUCUGGGAUUCGGAGAAGCAGCAGUUCGUGGGCAUGCUGACCAUCACGGACUUUAUCAAGAUCCUGCAAAUGUAUUACAAAUCGCCAAACGCGUCCAUGGAGCAGCUGGAGGAGCACAAACUGGACACGUGGCGAAGUGUGCUGCACAACCAGGUGAUGCCGUUGGUCAGCAUCGGGCCGGAUGCCUCCCUCUACGAUGCCAUCAAAAUUCUCAUCCACAGCCGCAUUCAUCGCCUGCCCGUCAUCGAUCCGGCGACCGGCAAUGUCCUCUACAUCCUGACACAUAAACGCAUACUGAGGUUCCUCUUCCUAUACAUUAAUGAAUUACCAAAGCCCGCGUACAUGCAAAGGAGUUUGCGCGAACUGAAGAUUGGCACCUACAAUAACAUAGAGACCGCCGACGAGACGACGAGCAUCAUCACGGCGCUCAAGAAAUUUGUGGAGCGACGCGUUUCAGCCCUGCCACUGGUGGAUGCCGAGGGACGGCUCGUCGACAUCUAUGCAAAGUUUGAUGUGAUUAAUCUCGCUGCCGAGAAAACCUACAACGAUCUCGAUGUCUCGCUGCGCAAGGCCAACGAGCACCGCAACGAGUGGUUCGAGGGCGUGCAGAAGUGCAAUCUGGACGAGUCGCUGUACACGAUCAUGGAGCGCAUCGUCCGCGCCGAGGUCCAUCGGCUGGUGGUGGUGGACGAGAACCGCAAGGUGAUCGGCAUCAUCUCGCUGUCGGACAUCCUGCUCUACCUGGUACUGCGGCCAAGUGGCGAGGGCGUCGGUGGGUCAGAGAGCUCGCUGCGCGCCUCCGAUCCCGUCCUGCUGCGCAAAGUGGCCGAGGUGGAGAUACCAGAGGCUGCCACAGCGACGACGACAACGCCCCCGCCUCGCAGUCCUUCCGCAGGAUCCGGCAAUCGCAGCCUGAUCGAGGACAUACCCGAGGAGGAGCCGACGCCGGCGAGGAGCGACGACAGUGCCGACAGUGAUAACAACAAGUCCGCCAGUGAGGAUAAGGCCAACAACAACAACCAGCACGAUCAGACGACGACGACGGCGGCGGCGGCGACAGCUAAUGGUGAUAGCAGCAACAGUCCCGUGGAAGUGUCCUUCGCCGAUGAGGCGCACGAAGAAGAAGCCGCCGACCAGGUCGAGCGCAGCAAUUGUGAUGAUGAUGACCAGGAGGCGCUGGCGGAGAUUGAGCGCAAGAAGGCAUCGAUGGACGACGACGACGACGAUGGGCUGAGCAGCGCCGUGUCCGCUGCCUCCGCUUUGGGCCAGUCACUGACGCCCGCGGCGCGAGAAAUGGCGUUGGUUAGUGAAUAAACCCUUAAUUUAAAUUAAACACAAGCUAAAGAUAUACAGCUACAGCUGCUACUACAGAAACAGAAACAGAUAGAGAAACAAUUGCUAAACAAGAACUAAGAACCCAAACACACAACAAUAAUGAUAAAGCAGAGAAAAUUAUAUUUGAAUAUUAAUAGUUGUUAAGGAUAUAUUAUUACAAUUAUGAAAUAUUAUGUAUUUUACAACAAGCAACUAAAAGCAAAACAAAAACAAAAAGCUGUUAACAAGAUGUUUAUAUAUACACACACAAGAAAACGAAAACAAAAACAAAACAACAAAUUACAUUAGAAUGUCUUUAAAUUUUAAACGAUGUAAUUGAUUAUUAUAUGAUAGUACAGUACAAGUCAAAAA
This is a messenger RNA of Drosophila takahashii, 5082 nucleotides long. RefSeq names its product SNF4/AMP-activated protein kinase gamma subunit (gene SNF4Agamma). Gene Ontology annotation, molecular function: protein kinase binding; protein kinase regulator activity; AMP binding. Gene Ontology annotation, cellular component: cytoplasm; nucleus; nucleotide-activated protein kinase complex. Gene Ontology annotation, biological process: protein phosphorylation; regulation of catalytic activity. Lineage: Eukaryota; Metazoa; Arthropoda; Insecta; Diptera; Drosophilidae. The record is from RefSeq and is a predicted model, not a curated record.